AUUUUCCCAUCAGUCUAAUCAAAUAGAAAAACCUUUUGCCUAAUUUCCCCACCAUCCGCCUACCGCACUAUGGCACUGUAUCACAAUAAAAACAUAGAAACUGAGUAGUAAAAUGAGUGUAUGAUUAUGAAGGAUUGAGCGGCUAUAUGGGCACCCCUGAAUGAAUAAUACAGUGGGGUAUAGUUGGCUUGCCUUGGACCACAAACUAAUGUUUUUGGUUUGCAGGUCAUUCACAUGUCCACUAGAUGGCAACAUUAACUUGGAGAGAAAAAAUGUGUAUGGAAUGUCCCUGCAGCAAAGUAGGCUCUUGUCUCUUGUGCGCCAUGCGUUCAUCCACGUGACAUGGGUGUAAAUCAGAGGAGACUGGUGGGAGGAGCUAUAGGAGGACGGGCUCAUUGUAUGCCUGGAAGGGAAUCAAUGGAACGUAUCAAACAUAUGGAAACCACAUGUCUGACUCCGCUCAAUGUAUCCAUUCCAGCCAUUUCAAUCCCCCUAUAGCUCCCCCCACCAGCCUCCUCUGGGUAUGUAUGUUUCGCCAUAUGAUAUUAAAAAGUAGGCCUACAUUAUGUCAUUGGCUAUUUAUUAACAAUCACAUAUUAUCCGACUAAUGCUUACACACAUUUGGCCAAGCAAGCAUUCCGACUAUUCUUUGACAAAGACUUUAACGCACAACAUGGACAAGAGUACAUGCAUUUGAUUUGCCUAAGAAAGCACACAAAUGCUUGACGUGUCAAAAUGAAUAAACAAGCAACAACAACGAAAGCAAAGGCUUUACGCCCACUCGAGCGCAUGCCUGCAUUCCUCCUCUCCAUUACAAAUAUGUCUUUAAUAAGCCUAUAAAAACGUUGUUGUAGUAAAACCGGGAGGUUCAAUGAUUGGCUGUGUAAACUUUGGGUCAGUCUGAUUGGUCGGAGAGAUCUUUGCGAAUGAAGGGGCUUUGAGGAGCCUUCGGGAAUGUCUUUGAAUGGGACUGGACUUGCGCUGCAUCGGGCUAAAAAAAAUGCACACUUAAACACGGGGUCAUAACAUUGGAUUAUCUGUCUGUGGAUAUACUUGAAGUUCUCUGUCUUUAACGGAAUUAACAGUUGACAAACGUAUGCCACUGCUCAAGGAGACCCAGAUUAAAAACCGGGAGCAGGUCUGUUUCGCUCUGUGUGUGAUCUGUCAAAUAGUUUUCAUCCAACAUUUUACUGGAACCAAUUAAGUUUUAACUGACUACAAUUCAACGGUACGAUAACAGUGCCGUUAUCAUAUGCCCCUAUCACUGGAUAUAAAUGAGCUGUACUUUUUAUUGUAAAAAAAGUAGGAUUUAUUCAUAGAAUACGUUUUAACGGAUUUGUGCCAUAGAGGAGAAACGAAUAACAGGAGUACCCAAAGUGAAAGACAAUAAUUACGUGCACACCAGACAUGAUGAUCUUUGCGCCCUUGUUUCUCGCUCUUGGCUACAUGGCGACCUUUGCGCACGGGUGCCAACUGCCAACCGAGUGGCGUCCACUGAGUGAGAACUGCCGUGCGGAACUGGCGGAGAUCAUUGUGUACGCCAAGGUGCUGGCAAUUCACCGGGAGCAGUACGGCGGGGCAGAGGGCCUCCACAACUCCCUGCCAUUCCCGUACGGGUAUGGUUAUGAAGGCGCCGAGGAAGGGUUGCUCUACUCCGCAGAGGUGGAGCUCAUGUGCGACCAGGCGUGGGGCAGCAUGCUGGAGGUGCCGGCGGGCUCGCGCCUCAACCUGACAGGGUUGGGGUACCUGUCGUGCCAGUCUCACACCGUGAUGGAGAACUACUCCUACAUCUUCUUCCUCCGGAUGGAUGAGAACUACAACAUUCUGCCCCACGGGGUCAACUUCCAGGACGCCAUCUUCCCAGACACCUUAGAGAACCGCCGUACGUUCUCCAGCCUGUUCCAGUUCUCCAACUGCUCCCACAGCCAACCCCUCCAGACCUUCUCCCCAGAAUGGGACCCCCAGGAGGACAGCAGGCUCCUGUGCUCCUCGGUGCAGGGGGCUCUGUUUGAGGAGGAGGAGAAGAGCAGGAAGCAGCAGGAGCGCCUGGUCCAGCUGGAGAGGAGGAACAGGCAGCUGAAGGAGCGCGUCCGGAAGGUGAAGCGCUCCCUCCGGAACGCCAGGAAGAGCCAGCGCCAAGCGGAGCAGGAGAUGCAAGGGCUGGAGGAGAGGCUGAGGUCAGCGGAGAGACGGGCUGGGCACCACCUCAAUUCCAUCACACAGGAGGCUACGCCCAACAGAUACCAGGAGACUGUGUUACACCGCACGCCACACACACCGCUUUAGUCUCUAGACGGGAUGUUGUUAAAGACUGCUGGGCAGUCUCUCUAAUUCCUGUUGUUCGCAGGCACGCACGCAUGCAUCCACAAACACACACAAUACUCAUUUAGUGUCAUAUUCAGCCAUAUAUACUGUAGUUUCUACACAUAUUACAUAGAGAGGGCAUCCAGUAGCCCUCAAAUAGCAGACAGAGGGAAUUACUAUUAGUGAAUGACUAGAGAGAAUGAGAGAGAUAUUGUGUAUAGUUCCUAUUAAUACACAGCACUGUCAUACAGCUGAUGGCUAGACAGAUUAAAUGAAUUUAGAGUGAGUAUAUGAUGAGUGAAUGACUAGAGUGAAUGAAGAAAGUGAGGUUACUUUCUGGUAGGUGUGUCUGUGGGCAUUUGUGCCAUGUGUUGUCUGUUGCUGUCCUCGUGCCAACACCACCAAAGAAAAUGUCCAUGAGGCAUUGGGAUCAUUAUAUAUGAAUGUAUUACUGAAGCUGCAUAUAAACUCUAAUCAGGCAUUA
Oncorhynchus tshawytscha (Chinook salmon) is the source of this 2788-nucleotide messenger RNA. RefSeq names its product coiled-coil domain-containing protein 3. The transcript has 3 exons. The record is from RefSeq and is a predicted model, not a curated record. Bases 1408 to 2286 code for a protein of 292 amino acids. Gene Ontology annotation, cellular component: extracellular region. Lineage: Eukaryota; Metazoa; Chordata; Actinopteri; Salmoniformes; Salmonidae. Gene Ontology annotation, biological process: negative regulation of gene expression.